This is a messenger RNA of Bufo gargarizans (Asiatic toad), 2039 nucleotides long. RefSeq names its product biogenesis of lysosome-related organelles complex 1 subunit 2-like. The transcript has 6 exons. The record is from RefSeq and is a predicted model, not a curated record. Gene Ontology annotation, biological process: endosomal transport; lysosome localization. Lineage: Eukaryota; Metazoa; Chordata; Amphibia; Anura; Bufonidae. The coding region runs from base 182 to 643 and encodes 153 amino acids. Gene Ontology annotation, molecular function: gamma-tubulin binding. Gene Ontology annotation, cellular component: BORC complex; BLOC-1 complex; gamma-tubulin complex.
AGGUGAGACUAGUGACGGCCAGGUGUGGAUGUACAGCGGCACGCACGUAUUUCCUGUGUAUGCGGAGCUGCACGGCCGCAUGCUGUCUGUGCAGGCUGUAACCGUGUGCGGUUUACAAUGAGUAUUGGAUUCUGUGCUGUAACAUUAUUUCUUCUCAAGGCCACUACAAGCAUUUCUUGGUAUGGCAGAACCAGGGGGAGCAGAGAAGUUAUCUUCAGAGGAGCAGUCAGUAGUAGCACCUCCUGCAUCUCAGCCUCCAACAUCACAAGAUGAUUCUACAGUCGAAACGGCAGAAGAGGCGGUGGAGCCACCAGAAGCGGAUAUCAAUGAGCUUUGCAGGGAUAUGUUUAGUAAAAUGUCAUGUUAUCUCACCGGUGAGCUCGUAGCCACAAGUGAAGACUACAAACUUCUAGAAAAUAUGAAUAAGCUCACGUGUUUGAAAUAUAUGGAGAUGAAAGAUAUUGCUGGAAAUAUCAGUCGAAAUCUCAAAGACUUGAAUAAAAAGUAUGCGAGUCUCCAACCAUACCUUGAACAAAUAAAUCAGAUAGAAGAGCAAGUGGCAUCUCUAGAAAAUGCAGCGUACAAGCUGGAUGCUUAUUCAAAGCGAUUAGAAGCAAAGUUCAAAAAACUGGAGAAGCGAUAGUCACAUUUCCACACAACACUACUGCAAAAGUCCUAAUGCCAAAGGAGGAUUCGUAUGGCAUUAUGCCAGCCCUGUCAAUGCUUUUUACUAGGAACCUAAUAAAUAGAACCUCAUAUUAUCUUUUAUGAUUAACCUCCUUUUAUUAAAAGAUUUGACCAACCUUAACAGCAGUUUUACUUAUAGCCCCACAACUGCUCCGAAAGGAAGAAAAGCCACUUACCUAUUCACCGUCUCUUCGUCCCGGAGCCAAGGGUCCGGUCCCCACUGUUCCGUUCCCCUGUGGACCAGAGGUGUGACAGCCCAUCAGUUGUCACUUGCACAGCUGUAGCGGUCAGAUGCCACUUGGGAAUAUAUGUCCACUGAGGCUAGCGAAUGGCUGCAGCGAUGCAUGUGACCACGGACGGGAUAUCAGACUUCUAGUCCACAAGGGAUAAAGAAGCAAGGAAAGACGGGACCGUUAGAGCUGGAACAGAGCAAUGAUUAGUAGGUGGGUGGCUUUUUUCUUUAAGUUAAACACAUGUUGGCCAUAAAUAAAAUUGCUGUGGGAGUCAGGUAAACCCUUUAAAGAGACACUUCUGUCAGAGGGGUAUUUUUGUUUUAAGUCAAUAUAAAUAGAAGAGUUUUAGUUUUUUCUUUGGCUCUUUAACUCUUUCAUUUUGCCAGUACUUCUCGCUGGUGCCACCUUGUGGAAGUAACUCCCUAUGAGUAAAUAAGCCUUGGAAUAUGACAAGGGAAAAUGUCGAGCCAGAUAUUCUACCGUUACUCCCACCCAUGAGCUGUUUGAGCAGGCUGUGGCGCUGACCUCCUCUCCCUAGGACAGUGAUGUCACUUUAUCGGUCAUAUGGACUAGACAUAGCUUAGUCCUAUGCAAGUGAUUGGGCCAGGGCUGCAAUACCAAGCACAUCCAGUAUACAGUGUAUGGCACUGUGCUCACCAGAGGGCCUCUUCAAACAGCUGAUUGAUAGGGGUGUCGGGAGUUGGGCGCCUAUUGAUUAGAUAUUGAUGAUCUAUCCGGAGGAUAGGCCAUUAAUAUUAAACUCCCAAAACUGCCUUUAAUUCAGAAUUGACACAAACAUAAUACAGAAGUAUUUUUCGCUUCUAUUACUCCUCUGUCCUACAACCCGACUAAUGGUUUGACUAACCCCAACUUGCAGCAUCCAUGCUAUAUGCGGAAAAUUUGAGUUCGUUAAACCUGCGGUCAGACUGUAACGCUCAGGAGUAAUAUGGAUGGAAAGUAUACCCCUAUUAUAUUUACGUGAAUCUGGCCUAAUACUCACCGGAAAUUGUGGUUGAAAAAAAUUAACAGGUUGAGGUAUCAUAAACAACUGUGGCUAAAAGGAAACAAGUUUAACUCGAGUAAUUAUAGGACCUAUGGAAUAAAAAUUUGAAAAUAUAA